AGAGCACUUUUUCACUGUGGAAAUGGCGCUUCACGGUGUGGAAGCCUGAAGUCAGGGAAACAUUUCGUGUUUGUUUGACAGUUUAAGUAGAUUUAGGGCCGUUUCUAUUAUUUAUGGUUAAAGGAGGGUCGGAUUAUGACAGAAGAGAGAGUUGGGAAAGUCUUCAAGAAAACCAAAGCAGUCGUGGCUCUGAAGCACUCACCAUCCUCAGACAGUGAAUAAUGCAUGACCUGACUGCCCAAGUCACCAGUAGCCUGCUGCCCUUCUCAAAGGUGACUGUAGAUGCUCUGGGGGAGGAUGAGAUCACUCUGGAUUCUGUUCUUCAGGGCAAGUUCACUGUUGGCCGCAGCGGGGUGGCCUGGUUGGCUUGUGGGCCCCAUCUGGAGGUUGUCCAUGCAGUGACAGGAGAACGGCUGUCUGCAUACUGCUUCAGUGGUGGAGGAGAGCACCCACCCAACGUUAUUGCUGCCAGGGACUUCAGCUGGGUGAAACGGUCUGGAUUGUUGGUGGGCUUGGAAGAAGCAGAGGGAAGCGUGCUAUGUUUGUAUGACUUGGGGCUGUCAAGGGUGGUUAAAGCUGUGGUUAUACCUGGACGGAUCACAGCUAUUGAGCCCCUUGUGAGUUAUGGUGGAGCUAGCACUUCAACACAGCACCUGCACCAGAGCCUGCGUUGGUUCUUUGGCAUUGCUGCCGUAGUAACAGAUCUUGGUCAUGUUCUGCUGGUGGACCUCUGUCUGGACGAUCUGUCCUGCAGCCAAAAUGAGCAGGAGGCUUCAGACCUUCAGGUAGUGACCAAAUCUCCUGCAGAGAUCCCCAGGCUCAGAGAGGUUAGCACCAGACAAGGCAGACAUCUUUGCCUCCAGCUAAAUGGGCCCAAUGGAGUCGGUGUUACAGCUUUGCAGUACAUCACUAGAACCAAUCAGCUGGCGGUGGGAUUUUCAGAUGGGUAUUUGCAGCUGUGGAACAUGAAGGCUUUAAAAAAAGAAUACCACUCACAGUUGGAGGGUGGGAGGGUGCCUGUGCAUGCAUUCACCUUCCAAGAGCCAGAGAACGACCCCAGGAACUGCUGCUACCUCUGGGCUGUGCAGUCAUCUCAGGACCUUGAGGGAGAUAUGGUCAGCCUUCACUUGCUUCAGCUGGCUUUCAGUGAAAGAAAGUGCCUGGCUUCUGGAAAGAUCCUCUAUGAGGGUCUUGAGUAUUGUGAAGAACGUUACAGCCAGGAUUUAAGUGGCAGGACUUUUCCUCUCAGGGCUCAGGCCACGAGCACACGGCUGCUCAGCUGCCAGACGAUUGAGAAAUUCAGACACCAUCCAGACAGAGACGACAGUAUGAAUGAAGUUGCAUCACCAGACACCAGUGUGUCCAUCUUCUCGUGGCAAAUCAAGGCUUACGGCCAGGGAACCCCAACAACCUACAUAGGAGUUUUUGACAUCAACCGCUGGUACCAUGCCCAAAUGCCAGACUCCUUAAGAACUGGAGAGUCUUUGCAUAAUUGCCCCUACCUGGCUGUGUGGUCGCUGGACUCAGUGGUGCAGAUGGUUUCUCCCCACAUCCUCAUAGACGUUGUUGUACAUGAGCGCAGUCUAAGCAGGGGCCUGCCCUUCAGCUGCCCGCCACCAGAACAGUACUUUAACCCCACCACAUAUAACUUUGAUGCUACGUGCUUGCUCAACACUGGAAUUGUGCACUUAACCUGCUCUGGGUAUCAGAAAGAGACUUUAGGUUUUUUGAAGAAGGUUGUUCCUUAUUCCAGUGAAAUCAUCUCCGCCAGCUACUCUCACUGCCUUAAGUCAGGCCUACUCUCAUCUCGCCUGGCCGACACUCAGCCCUCCAGCCUCUCUCAGGAGGAGAAGCUGGAUGCCAUCUUGUCAACAGCAGUUGAGACCAGCUCCCUGGGGAUGAUCACUGGCUGCAUCAAGCAGUGGACCGCAGAAGAACAACCAGGCUCUGCCCUGAAUCUGCGCUACAUCCUGGACUGGGCUUGGAACAAAGUUGUCCAGACCAAGGAGGACCUUGAUGGCAUCUGUGCUCCACUGUUUGACAGCUCCUCCAACUUUACCGACCCUCAGACCUUGCAGCUGCUGCAACACAGCCAGAGACUGCUCAGCAACCUUAGUGCCAUCUUCCACUGCCUGCUCAGCGAAGCUCAGGAGCUCACACAAAAAGGUCUGGCAGGUCUGAUGAACAAAAACAUGGUUUCCAGUUUAAUAUCCAAGUACGCUCAAGUCGUGCUGUGGUUCUGUCGUACCGGUUUACUCCCAGAAGGAUCAGAUGAAGAUGUCCUCCAGAUUUCCAGGCCUUUCUUCACUCACUCAGUCAUCAGCAACUAUUACACGAUACGCAGAGAGGAGCUGAUCAGGCUGGCCAAGGACAAGUGGUGUGCAGACUGCCUCAUGAUAGACGGUUUGGUCGGUCAGUGUGGUGAACGCUUGACCGGCCUAUGGAAAAGAGAUGAGGGUGGAACAGGACAGUACCCACCACCUACACUGCAUGCUUUGCUGGACACCUACCUGCUGGACAAUGUUGACGAAGCUUCCAAACAUGCAAUAGUAAUUUACCUCCUGUUGGAUGUCAUGUACUCCUUCCCCAAUAAAGAUGGAGCAUCUGUGGAGUCUUUUCCCACAGCUUUCGCCAUCCCCAUCGGACUGGUCAAGCUGGUACAGGGCCUCUGGCUACUGGACCAUCAUGACCAUCAGAGUUCAUUUGAGCUGCUCCUGCAUCCAGCUGCCUCUCAGUAUCAUUUUGAAUGGCAGCAUGAGCGUGUCCUGAAUGCACUGAUGUGCCAGGGCCAGCAAUCUGUGGCACUUCGAUACUUCCACGUCACAAAGCCCCCAAUUUCCUCCACCCCACAGGCCAAACUCAGCUUAUCUGUUUUGUUGCACAACAGGUGUCUUAUCGAGGCGUGGGGCUUACUUCGGCAGCACUCCAAUCGUCUAAACAUCGCCGAGCUGCUUGGCUUCCUGUAUGAGAGCUGCCAGGAGUUGGGCCUCAUCAAAGAGCUCCUCAAACUGCCCCUGUCUCUAAAUGAACAGGAGUGUUUGGAAAAGUUUCUCCAGGGUACAGGUGGUCUGCAAAACAGAGAACUGUUGAUGGUUCAUUACCUUCAGCAGGCUAACUACAUUCCAGCUCUGCAGCUCAACCAGAGUCUUAAAAUGAACCUGGUGAAUGAGCGAGACCCAAAGCUGAAAGAGCGAUCCAUCACCAGAAACUCCAUUUUGGAUCAGUACGGCAAAGUUUUACCCAGAGUGCAAAGAAAAUUGGCAAUGGAGAGAGCCAAACCUUAUCAAUAUCCCAACACUAUCCACAGAGGAGAUUCUUGUCCGCAGCCUCUGUCGACCAUCACAAAGCAUUCUUCCAAGGAGAAAGUGAUGUCCAGAGCGGGAUUUAUCAACAAUGUCCUCACUAAGAUUGAAGAGGUGUGGUUGGGCAAAGAAGCCACACCACAGUCCUCCCCAGCAAGGAGGGGAGCUCAUGUUCAGACCCCCAGCCCAUCUGCUUAUCGUGAUCCCUUUCUGGGAACCCCCAUCACCAUGACUUCCAAACGAAAGUCAAGGUUGAUGGAUUUGGUGGUACAUCCCUCCUAUCAGAGCCCUCAGCCUCUCCUCAGCCCUCCCAGACCUCCUAGCUCCUGGGUUUCUCCAAAGAGCAUCUGCAAAGUCCCUGAACUCAGUUUGCUGCAAACGCCACAAGUUGUCAAAAGAGCUCGGGCCUUGGCUGCCUCGGGCCCCGUGUUUACAGCUUUCACCCCUCAGUCCAUCCUGCGCAGCAGCCUGAGGCCCACACCCGUUGCUACCCCUUCUGCCUCCCCGGGGCGCUCCAUCACCCCCCCACUCCGCAGCAAAGAAAGCCGAAUCACCUUCAUUGAAGAGGCCGAUGUCCCUGAAACGGAGAAGAGCAUCAGAUGGACUAACGGAAUGGCAGCGGAAAGCGAGAUCAGCCUGCUGACCAGAAGCUCCACAAUAUCUAAAGCAGUGUGCAAGUCCUGGUCCUCACAGCCUGCUGAGGAGGAAGGGGAGGAGGAAUUGGACGAGGAAGCAGAGCAACCUCGCUUAAAGUUCUUACCUCCAAAAGGCGGUAUUCCCUCAGCACAGCUCCGUUGCUCAGAGAGCGAGUCGUCCUCCACCCACGAAGUGGCUGCAGAAGCAAACCCCCCCGACACAGCUCAGGCACAUCUCAGCCUGAGCCUUGACACCAGCAAAGUGUCUGUUCGCUCUACUGACACCACUCUGGAGUACUAUGAUGCCCCUCUUUCAGAAGAUCACGAAGCAGACCCUGAGCAAGCAGCUCCACACCAGGAGGACGAUGUGGUGACACUGAACAUCAAACCUCUGGCUGGAAUGGAAGACGCCGAGGAAAAGCCUGAAGCAACCACUGAGCAGCCCCCACAGCUUCAAUCACAGGAAGCAGAGGAGGAAGAGGAGGAAGAUGAACCCUUUGAGGAUGUGCUGGACACUAGUCUCCAACAUCAGAAAAAGGACGAGGAAGAAGCUGAGUCCAAGGCGGAGGAUGACUCCAAGACGGAGGACGAGUCCAAAACGGAGGACGAGUCCAAGACGGAGGACGAGUCCAAGACGGAGGACGAGUCCAAGACGGAGGACGAGUCCAAGACGGAGGACGAGUCCAAAACGGAAGACGAGUCCAAAAUGGAGGACGAACCACAUGUUGAGCUCGGCAGUGAACAAGAAUCCAUUUCAACUCGUCACCAAGAAGAGGCGCCCACUCAUCACGAAGCUGGUAACCAGAUAACUGAGAGCUCAGACUCUGAGCUAAGGCCUGAGGAGAACUCAGUGAAAGCUGAAGGACUGGACCUUCAGCCAGAGUUCCCAGACGGUCCAGAGCAGAGCGUCGAGCCGCCGGAACCGUUUGCAGGAGCUGAAACUGGAAAUGAAAUGGCGGCAGAGGAUCUGGAGCAUUCCACAGAUCUGACAGAGUUUGUGCAGCAGCACCUGUUUGGUGGAGACCUGUCUCCUCCUCUCACCCGCUCAGCCAUCCAUGAUGCAUCAAGGGCCCAGACCUUUUUGAGCAGCGAGUCGUUGGGGGGUGGAGAAGAGGAGGAGCAGGCUGCCGUGGAAGCUCCUCCGGUGUUCACCACCCAAAAAUCUACUCCAUCUGUUACCUCCUCAGAACCAACGGGCACAGACUCCCACUCUGUAGUAAGUGUCAACGACAGUGAAGAGCUAUCUAGCCCUGCCUCUGAAGACGAAGAGGAGGAGGAGGAUUCAUCUGAUCAAGCUGAUGGACAAGAAGAAGAGGAGGAGGAGGAGGAGGACUCUGGCAGUGAGGUGGAGAUCAUUCAGGAGGUCCAGGGCAAUGGGAGACUGCCACCCCUUCAGCCCAGCUCGCUCUUUGUACAGGAGGAGCACACACACUACGUUUCUGAGCAGGAAGCUGCUGAGCUUUCUCUGAUCGCACCCAGCGCUGAGAUAAAGAUGGUGGAGGAGGUCCUGGAGGGUGAGGUGUUGAUGGUGAGACUGGGGGCAGAUGAGGUAGAGAUGAAUCCAGACGAGGACAUGGAGCAGGGUUCAUCAUAUGUGGAGCUCAAACCUUCCACCACGCUCCUGGUCCCCCUGGAGCUGGUGGAGGGACAGCACGGCCUGGCCGACGGCCCUCAGCUGGAUCUCCCUGAGCUUCAGCAUGCUGUUUUAGCAGCUGACCUGCAGUCGGAUAGCCGCCCCAGCUUCUCCCUGAUGCUGGAUGCUGACGAGGAGGACCUCAAAGAGGUGGUGGCCCUGCCCGCCGAGGACGAGCUGCUGUCACCCGUCCCCUCCAGUCUGCCUCCCGUCGUGGAGAUUAGCCACGAACUUUUGGCCGAACCCGAUCUCAUUCCUCUGAGCACAGAUGGAGGAGAUAUUCCUUUACUUGAAGAAGCCUCGCAAGAGCACAAACGGGAGGAGAUGGAUGGUUUGGAGGGAAUGUCCGCUGCCGGGUGGAAUGAAGGAGAGCCGGUGGAGCUCGGUCCUGAGCCACAGACUGAACACGCUGCAGCAGGGCAGGAGGCCCAUGAUGCUGGAGAGGAACAAGCUGUGGAGUUAGUUUUGUUACCUGAAGAUCAGGAUUCUGAUUCACUGGCGUUCUCUGUGCCACCUGUAGCGGAGGAGCUUCCAGCAGUCAUCAAUGAGGAAGAGCCUGUGGUUAAUACGGAGACGGUGGAGGAGGAGAUCAGAGAGGAAGACGAAGCCACAGCUGCUGAGCAGCAGCCUGAGGCUGCUGAGCAGCAGAAGUCUGGGGAGAACGGCUCUGUACAUCCAGAUGUGGAGAUGGAGCCAGCUGUGAUGGAGGGCGAGCAGAAGAACGACGUCAUUGUCUCAGCGGAGUCAGAAACUAAGACGGAGGAGCAAACAAACCAAGAAGUUGGACUUCAAAAUGCUGAAGAGGAAAUGCCUUUGGAACCGGUUUUGAGCUCAGACAGCCAGCCGGACAAAGAGCCCGCACCACAGAACGCCACCGCCCAGAAGACCAAGGCUCCUUCAACGCCAACGCGGAGGAUGACGAGAGGGAGGAAUGUCACCUUCAUCUCACCGCCUCCAGAGCCAGAUGAGGACGCAAACGGUGCCAGAUUAAGCCCCGAGGUCCCAGCUUCACAGAGGCGGACGGCUAGAAAAGCAGCUGAGACCAGACGCCAAACCAGGACCCCUCCAAGACGAAGCCACAAAAGUCAGCCCGACCAUCCAGAGGGCGAAGGGGCCGAGGACGUGGACGAUGACACCCGGGCUGCUCCGGCCUCCACAGCCGCUUCCCCCGCCCGACGCUCGCAGAGGGCCGCGGCUCUGAGGUCCAGCCAGAGAAUCCGAGAUGCCAGCGAGGACACCUCCACAGACACAGACGAGGACAGCAGGGACGAGGAGCACCAGGAGGACCAGCUGGCCGCAACGAUCGGACGACGAACCGCCCCCAAGACUCCGACGCCAUCGAAGCGCCGGAACGCUCAGGACAAGACGCCCAGGCGGUCCAGCCGGCGGGCGGCGGACAGCAGCGCGGUGGAGCCGCUGCAGCUGGAGGUGGUGGAAGAGGAGCCGGACUCCCCCGUCCGCACGGUGAAGCGCAGCACCCGAAAGACCAGGGCGGAGGCGCUGCCCGCCCUGCCGGAGGAGGGAGAGGAUAAAAAAUCCCCGCCCUCCAGCCCAGGGAGGUCAACCCGACAGUCCAGCCGCGUUAUCCUAAACGUGUACCCACAGGUGAAACUGGUUCCUGUAUCCCUCCCUCAGAGCACCAGGAAGACCAAGCUCCGGGCGGCUGCUGUAGACGCAAAGGAAAGCGAGGAUCUGAGCGAGUCUGAACUUGGCAGAAAUGCCAGCCAAAACAACUCCCGUCGGCCCACUCGAAGCAAACUUUGGCACCAUCCCGAGGAGGAUCUGCCCCUACUGGACUCCCCGCUGGAGGUGGACUCUGAAACUCCCGUGGCAGAUGCCCUCAUCAAGAGACUGCAGGAUGAGGAAGAGAAGCAGGAGGGAGCACCAGAGAUGGAGAGAACCAGGAAGAAGAGCACAAGAAGCGCAUCAUCCAUGGAGCAGGUUUCCUCUCUGCCCCCAGUGGCAGACGGCCUGGAACCCGCAGAUAAAGAGGAGGAGGCUAGUCCGGCUGAACAUUCCUUCAUCUACUCACCGGCCCGCAGCAGGCGGACCAGAGCUCACAGAGAAGAGUCUCCAGAGCCAAUAGAAGAGCCGGAGGCACCUGUGACGCGCAGCAGGAGAAGAGCCAGGCACGCCGCUCCUCAGGAGACGGUUUCUUCAGACGAUCAUGUUGAAGCUGAAAAGGAAACUAGUGUUUCUAGACCCAGAAGAACAGGAAAACGAAUGGCCAAAUCCAAAGCAGUUUUGGAGCCUCCUCCCAUGGCAGAAGUGGACCUGAUCUCCCCUCUGCCCAGUCCAGCCGAUCCGCUCCCGAAAGUGCUGAAGAGAAUUCCAGCUGGAGACGUACAAACCACCAGCAGGAACCUGCGGCGUAAACGCAUAAUGGACACUGUCUUCACCAAACCCGUCACCAGGAGGAAGAAACUGUAA
Menidia menidia (Atlantic silverside) is the source of this 8000-nucleotide messenger RNA. Lineage: Eukaryota; Metazoa; Chordata; Actinopteri; Atheriniformes; Atherinopsidae. The record is from the annotation of a GenBank genome assembly.